AUGAAUUCAUCACGCGUAUUUCACGCCACUGUCCGGCGACAAUGCCGCCUCUUCUUCGCCCGAGGCAUCAAAAGAGCGCCUCCGCGCCGAGUCGGAGGCUGCAGCUCCCAAGAAAACCUCUCAUGGAAUCCCCCGCGUGCGCUGACUUUCCUCGGCAUCACGGCCUUGGUCAUCAGUACGUACACGGGCUACCUCUAUGCCUCGUACACGCGCGAAGUGUCCAAGGCCCAGUCCCUGGACGUGCCCACCGACGUGUCAGAUCGGUACAAUGCCACGGCCCGUACCUUUGAUGCCGAAGUUGAGUUGUCCGAGAAGGCGAUGCGCAUGGGACCCAAGCGGGCGGACCUCGUUCGGAUGGCGCGCGGCGACGUCCUCGAGGUGAGCUGCGGGACGGGGCGCAACUUGGAGUAUUACGAGCUCGGUGAGCGUCGCGGCGUGGACGCCGAGGGAAAGAGCACCGUUCGAGGCUGCCGCUCACUGACCCUGGUGGAUCUCAGCCCACAGAUGGUCGCCAUCGCCGAGGAGAAGUUUCGACAACUGCGACCUGAUUUCACGCGUGUGCAGUUCCGUGCACAAGAUGCUGCAACCGUGACGGUCGAGAAACCCGAUCGGUACUACGACACCAUUGUGCAGACCAUGGGCCUGUGCUCCAUGCCGGAUCCCGUGGCCACGCUCCGACAUCUGGGCGCGAUCACGGAGCCCGCACGCGGUCGGAUCUUGCUGUUGGAGCAUGGACGGUCUCACUACGACUGGCUGAAUCGAAUCUUGGACAACUUGGCACCGUCGCAUGCAGAUCGACAUGGAUGUUGGUGGAACCGGGACAUUGGCGCCAUUGUCCGUGAGAGUGGCCUGGAAGUGGUGGAAGAGAAACGGUGGCAUUUUGGGACCACGUGGAAGUACGUGUUGCGCCCUCGUCAGCCAGCGGCGAUCAACGCGAAGGAAGUCAAGUCAUAG
Molecule: messenger RNA, 954 nt
Organism: Penicillium oxalicum
Lineage: Eukaryota; Fungi; Ascomycota; Eurotiomycetes; Eurotiales; Aspergillaceae
Product: class I SAM-dependent methyltransferase
Exons: 3
Coding region: 1-954 (317 amino acids)
Source: RefSeq, a predicted model, not a curated record